GCUAAGCUGCGUGGGGCAGGCCAGCAAUAAGAACUGUCUCCUCCGUCGUCUCCUCCUCUUGAUUCAUCGUUAGAACCCUCAGAACCUUCUAAGAGACUCUUUAUUUUUUCUCUUUUUUUAAUUUUUAUUUUUAUGUAGACGCUCUUGGACAACAGCUCUUGUUCUCCUUCCCACUUUCACUAUUUUUUUUUUUAACUGUAUUCCCUUCAGGGAUUUCUUGUCCCCCCAGGAAUUUUUAAACCAAAACACCCCAACUUGGCAGCUUUUUCUGUGGAGGACAGACGGCUGGCUGGACCUCUGAGCAUACAAUGUCCUGCCCAGCCACCAGCCCCUCCAGCCCACCAGGCACUGGCCUGGAGAAUGCCUCUCCUCCUGCCCCACUUCUCCUUGACAGACUAUGUGAAUCUGUGAACUGCUUCAACUUCAAGAAGGCGAUCAGUUUGGAGUAAUCAGAAUUACCCCUCUCCUUUGUAAGGAUCUUUUUCUGAAAAGCUGUUUAUUGCUCCUGUUGAGAAACCUGAUCCUUGAAGAAGUUCAAGGUAUAAAGGAAAGUGGGGACACAUUUGCAGAGUCUGCGUGUGUCUCCCUCCUGCUGCUCUUGGCCGCUGUGUAAGCCUGCAGAGCCAGCUUCGUAGGGGGCCGAGUGACUCUUACAGUGCGGCCAGGAGACCAGUCAUGGGGGAACGUUAGGGGGUGGGGCCAGCGGAGCAUUGGGUGGGAUGGGGGUUUUGUAUUGAGAGCCAGUGAUGAUGUUUUGAUAUUUAUUUCCUGCUACUGAAAUUUGAAUCUGAGUGAAUUAUCCCUGUUUCUGAUGAUGUCGGAAUGGCAUAGCAACAGAUUCAUAAAGUAAUGAUCAAAUCUUCCUUUCUUUUCAUGUGUAUUUCUAAGAAAUAGAGCCAACUGGUUUUGUAAUGUAAAUACCAAGAGCAAUUUACCUGGUACUAAACCUGCACCCCAGUGUGGCCCCUGCCCCACCCUCACCCCACUUUCCUCCUGUCCUGGACCCUAUCUCUCUCCCAUUUUGUGAUCCAGCCCUGGUUCUGGCUGCAGUCAGCAGAUCCCAGUGAAGGGUAUUGUGUGUUUAGGCCUCAUUUCUUUGUCUUUCCUGGCAUUUGCUGAUUUCUAGUGUAUACUCUGUAGUCUCUGUCUGUUUGAUUCCAUUCCAUGGAAAUAAAAAGUAUGUUGUACAUACUGCUGAAGAAUUGUCUUGCAAGUUAAGGCUUCCCCCUUUACUAUAAGACUAUAAAUAAAAACUUAUUUUAUCCUUUGUGGUGGUAGUGUCUUCUUGCCCCUGCAAAGGCCAAGGUGGCUGCAGAAGAGCAUUCCUGUGUGGCAGCCCGCAGAGCAGGGGUUCUUCCUCAGCAUAAUCAGAGCUGCUCCCCCUUUGUUUUGAGGGCCCCACUCAGCCUGAGAGAAGUAGGUAAAUGGGCAGUAGAAGUGUAUUCACUGGAAAGAGACUUGGGGCUCCAGCAGGGUACAGUUACAUUUCUGGAUCCACUUCUUGCUAAACGAAUGACCCUUAGGGGAAUCCGUGUCUGGAUGGUGGUACGGAGCCAUGGCCUGGAGAGUUCCCAUGAGGGAGAGGACAGAGCCGGCUGCCGCAGGCUAGAAGUCAAGAAGCCGCAGCAGGACCAGGUUAGCUCAGCCUCGUGGACUCAGCAGCGGCCUGAAUGAGUUUAACCUUGAAAGGAAACAGACAUUGCUAGAAUACAGCUUGGUUUUGGUUUUCCUGUCUGGCUUUACAGGAAACACUGCUAUUCCUAGACCAAGGAAGGAAGCGAAGUCGGCUAAGUUCUGAUUCAGAGUGGUGGAGAGUGCUGGGCUUCGGUCUCCUGGAUGUCAGACCUGUAGUAUCUCUGGCCAGUUGGAGUUGAUAGAUCAUUGCCCCUAUUUCUACCAGAGAUGGGAUUGAGCUACACAACUGCUGAUUACAUUAGGAAAGCAAGGAUCCUAUUUAUUCAAGGCCAAGGGAAGAGCUUUGGAAUGAAAAAAGACUGGGAAGAGAGGUUGAUAGAGCAAGCCUUCUCUGCCAUGUUGUCACUGGCUGGCUGUGUAUCUGGCCUUAGAUGCAAAUUCAUCACACACACUUUGAGCCAGGAGGGGUGUUUGAACUGAACCAUGGUGAAUCCCUACUGCCAAGGAGCUGGGCAUCCAGUAGGCAGGGACAGUCAAGCCAGCAGGAUGUUCCAAGAAGCAGGCCUUGAUUACAGGGUGUUGGGGCACUGGAUGCUGAGUUUAGGCUUCCCUCAAGUUCCAUUUUUUGUCUGUUUGUACCAGGAAUCAAGCUCAGGACCUUGUGCUUGCCAGACUGGCACUGCCAUUGGGCUAUAUCCCCAGCCUUCCCUGGAGUUCCAUCAAGUAGAAGAAAAGGACAUGGUCCCUGGUUCCCCUGAGAAACGAAUCACCUGCUUGGUGUGCUUUGCGGACCCUGCAAGUGGAGGAAGCUGGUGUGGGCCGGACAGGAAAAAGGCUGCACAGUGCUCAGCUGAAAAGGAUAAGCUCAGUCGCAGCCAAGUCCCUUCUGGCAUCUGUCCCGGAAGCAGUGUAGGGCAGCCCCAGGACACUGGUCUAGCCAGGUUACCCCUUUCAGUGAUGGUGAUCUCUGUUUUGUCACUCCGAUCUACAUAGAGCUAAGUAACUUGUUGAGUCACGUGGUCCCUGCUGCAGGUGACUUCACUGGGGCCUGUGAAAAACCACCACGUUUUCUUGCAGUGGUGAGCUUGGUAUCUUUCUACUUUGGCCGUUGCCCAAGUAUUUGAAAUGGCCCAGUUUUUAAAGUUGAUGCGCUCAUCCCAUUGGAGCUCUCGCUUCAGUGGAGAAUUAACUGGGCUCUAAGAGCUGUCAUUUUACUUGGGACAGGCUUAAAAUAUAAGCCUGACUAGAUGAGGCUAGGAGAUGAGAGCCCUAGGGCUGCAGAAGCAGAAUGCUGUUUCUAAUGGUACCGCAUGUGCUUUAAGCCUGGGUUCUGUAGGUUGCGUGCCUCCUGUCUCUUUCUUAGUGACUGUUCUCAGUCUGUGUCCUCAUCUGUAAAACAGGGACAGUAAUACUAGCCUUGGAAGGUGGUUCUGUGGGUUAAAUGAGGAAGCUGCAAAUGUGCCUGACCUUGGCUCCAGUGGCACACAAGUGCCAGCUGUCACCUGCACAAAAUGCAGUGGGAACUGACUGCAGGAUGGAAAGUCCAGCUCAUAGGCACCUGCCCCCAGAGCAUGUGUGGGUUGAGAUCCUUGGCAUUUUUUGUUAGGUUUGUGCGGGGCUGAGUAUUAAACCCAGCCAGGGGCUUGCAUAUGCUGGGCAAAUGCUCUACUACUGAGCUACAUCCCCAGCCUGAGGGUUGAUUUCUUGGAUCACCAAAUGCAUCCCUCCCCAGUUGUAUUCUUAAGAUAGUCAUUAAAGAGACGCGGAGGACUGGCCCAACAGAUGAAGCCGAGGUUACAGUAAUCAGAGUCCCUGUCCCCACUGGGCGACGCACAGCUGAGCUUUAGACACUUCUAGAGGCCCAGGAAGAUUGCUCAGAAGCACCACAGUGGUACUGCUCAAAGUGGGGUCCUGGGGCCAUUCCUGGGGUGCUUAUUACAAUGAUGUCUAGCCUUCAGUCUGAUCAAAAGGAUUCUGAUCCAACAGCCAGUCAGUCUAAACAGGCGCGCUCUCAGGCUACUCAGGUUUGACUCUGGAAGUAUAACUCAAACGAGGCUGUAGGGAAAGUGAGGCACAGCGGAGCUUAAGUGCCAAAGCUGGUCUGAGGCCAGUUUUCUUAUUGCUGCACUAGGAGCAAGGUGGGGGUAGCGGCGCCUCACCCCAGCUCCCUGCUCAGUCCCCACCAUUCUCUCAGGAGUCCCCGGGACUGUGCCUGUCUUCGGGUCCCCAGGUAGGCUUGACAUCACUCUCAGACCUCCCCCAUUCUGCUCACGGCAGCCCCCAUACAUGGCACAGAGUCUUCCUUAGCUGAGAACGGUUUCUCUAGGCCGAGGAGGAGAUCCAGAUAGGGAAGAUGUUUGCCAGCGCGGACGCUGCCGGAUGGUAAGUGUGAAUGUGGAGUGAAUGAGGUCACCGUGUGGCCAAAUGUGUGCAGGGGCAGCUCCUGCACUCCCCCCGGCCUUCCUGUGCAGGAGGGGGUGCUGGUUAUUGGUGCAGUGGAGGAGUAAAGAGGCCACACACGAUAAGGGCCUCUUUACAGUGAUUGGAAGAAGGGAAAGAUGAAGUGAUCUGUGGCCUGGCUGUGUAAUGGACCCUGGCUCUUGCUUCUCAGGACACAUGUUUAGGAAACGGGCAGUGUCAGCAUGGUCGGAGGGUGUUGUUCUUGGCCCCCGGGCAUUAUAAAGUUGAGUUGCCCCUCAAAUGCCUUUGCAGGUCCUGGCGAGGGGUUCUGUGAGCCAGAAAAGACCUUUGACAAGUCCCUCAAAAAAAGAAGUCAAAAGAACUGAGACCAAGAUCACUGGAGAAGCGAGAGGCCUGAACACCUGGUUCUCUCAACCUUACGCAUCAGCUGGUGACAAGCAGGGCAAACAGAUGGCUGCGAGGAGUGAGGAAGAUGUCCAGGAGCCGGUUAGACGGGCGCGGCUGCUUAGAGAAGAUCGCGGUCAACUCCCAAGAAGACAACCUCAGCCUCAGCUUCGGCUCUCAAGGCUGUAUGCUUCUGAUGAAGCCCAUUCCCUACCUGCACUAAAGCGCCUCCAAGAUAGAGCGACCAGCCAGUCUGUGAAACUGAUCCCACUGGACCUGCAAGGGAGGGUGAGACGGCUGGGUGCGCUGUCUGCUGAGUGCAAUGCCAGGGCACCGUGCAGCUGCCAGCUUUUCCUGUGGCGAGAGCCCAAGCUGCCAGCUCAUGGUGUGAAAGAGAAGGAUCGAUUCUACAGACACGCAGUGAGAGUGGGCGACUCCAGAGCCUUCCAGGGAGAAGCGCCCCAGCGGGACAGAGUGGGUGCUGUGCGCUGUCACAGCUGGGUCUCUCUAUGCAGUUCAGGCUGCUCUUCAGCUCACUUUGUAACCCAGGUUGGUCUCGAACUCACAACGAUCCUCCUGCCUCAGCCUCCUGAGUGCUGGGAUUACAGAUGUGAGCCACCAUGCCGGGCUAGAAUGAAGACACAGUCUCACUAUGGAGUUGAGGCUGGCUUGAACUCACAGCGAUCCUCCUGCCUCAGCCUCCCUAGUGCUGGGAUUACAGGUACCCAGCACUACUCCCAACUCCCAUCAAAUUUUGUGGGAGAAAUUGUGAUUCACAGGAGAAAAACCAAAGGAAGAAUAUCUAAGGCAAUUUUGAAGAAAAAAGCUGGGAAUGGUGGCACACCAGAGAGGCUGAGACAGAGGAUCACUGUGAGCUCAAUGCCAGACUAGGCUACAGAGUGGGACCCUGUUUCAAAAUACCAGGAAAAAAAGAAAAGAAAAGAAAAAUAUAACUUGCCAUUGUUUGUUUACUUCCAUCAUAGCCACCAUUCAUGAUGACUGUGACAUACUUGUUUAACGUGUUUGUGCUUCCUUAAAAAAUGUCAGGGAAAGAUUUGUACUCCCUCAGCCCAUCUCCCCACCCUGCCAAAGCCCCAUCCAGAGAAAAGGUUAACAGAUGUGGUCAGUUCAAAAUCUAAAUCUUCUGCUAAAAAAGAGCCAGAUGUGGUGCAGGCCUGUAAUCCCAGCAUCCAGAAGCUGCAGCAGGAAGAUUGCCAUGAGUUCAAGGUCAGUUGGAAUAAGACUCCGUCUCAAAAGGCAAACGAACAACAAACAAACCCCACUGAAAACAAGAAAAACACAAGUCUUCAGUGAAGAGCUCCAUGACAUAUAUGUAACUGACAAUGGGUCAAGAUCAAGAACAAAGAACUCCCACAUACACACAAGACGGGAAACAGCUGCAGUUGUAAAAUGGAAAAAAUGAAAUUACAGAUCAGUAAGAAAAUAAGGCAAAUGUGAGGAUUUGUUAGGCAAUUCACAGCAGACAACGCAAAUGGCCAACAAACAUCUGAGAAGAUGCUCAAAUUUGCUAGCAAUCAGGAAAAUACAAAAGCAAGGCAGGACGCCUGUAAUCCCAAGAUGCUGGGACUUCAAGACAGGAAAAUGGAAAGUUCAACCCAGCCUGGGUGACAUAGGGAGACCCUGUCUCAAUAAACAAGGCUGGAGAUGUAGCUCGGUGUGACAGUGUUCCGUUCAAUCCCCAGUAGCCAGGGAAGGAGGAGGAAAAUGGAGGACACACAGAGCAGAUCCACGAGGUGCUCAGAGGACCCACCCACCUGGCAGGCCUCCUCCAGGAAACAGACAUCAUAUCACUCUGCAACACUUCCAGAGUACAGGAAACAGAAAAGACGGAAAUGCUAACAGAACAGGGAAACGAACCGGAGUGCGUUUAUAUGAGGAGAUGCCAGAGUACUUGAAGAACUUGGAGCAGCACGUGUGAACCUCAGAAAUACAAUGAGCAGUGGAAAAAUCCCCUCCUGCUGUACAGAAUAAUUGGUAGGACAGGUCUGUGCUGGGAUAGUUAACUGCAAGAAACAUCCUACACUACUGGAUCAGCGUUCUGGGUGUGGCUUAACUGAGGGGAUUAACUGAGGGUCUGCUGGGAUUUCCAGGGCGUGAAUGGUAGCACCCUCUGGGCUUGACACCCCAAUGCUAUGAAAGGGAAACAAAGAGGGAGCACAGCACUGUUUCUUCAGGGGGCUCCAGGCUUUGCCUUUAUGUUGGCCAUUAAGUCUGUUCCUCUAGUAAGCACUAACACAGGCCUGCAUGUGACUACGGUGACCAUCUGCACUGGGCGCCUGUCCUGGGUUCUUGUGUCGGUUUACAGUGUCCCCUGCCAGGCUGCUGUGGAGUGGCCUGCAGUGAGGAAAAUACUACCUCACGGUGUGGACAUCUUUUUUUCCCCACUACUGGGGACUGAAUGCAGAGCUCGGCACUGAGUGACAUCCCCAGUCCUUUUUAUUUUUUAUUUUGACUUGGGUCUAAGUUGCUAAAUUGCCCAAGCUGGGCUUGAACUUGUGAUCUUCCUGCGUCAGCUUCCCAGAGUACAGGCAUUACACAUUUGCAUUAGCAGGCUGGCCUCUGACAUCUUUUUUUCAGAGGUCUUGCUAUGCAGUGCAGGCUGGCCUUGAAUUCAUGUAGCCAGGUUGGCCUCAAACUUGGGGCAAUUGUCCUGCUUCACCCUCCCAAGUGCUGCAUCACUAUACCUGGCUUUGACACCCGUGUUUCCUUGGCAGUGCUGGGGACCUUGCUUGGGCACAGCAGACAAGAGCUCUACUGCUGAGUGACAUCCCAAGCCUGGCCUGAUGUGCUUUAAAGGAAGCAGAUAAGCACAUGCUAAAACAUGAGGUGGGCAAGGGCACGGCACGGCAUCUGGGGCCAGGCCCUCCUAUGAAGAGAUGGCUUCUGAGACCAUCAGAAGAGAUGGUAUCAGCCUUUCACCACCUCCAGGAUUCACAGGCUCCGGGUUUGUCAAGUGACCCUUCUCCAAGGUCACAGCCUCACCAACAAGGGCGAGGACCUCAGCAUCCCAGCAUCCCCACAUGAAACACAGCUGGCUCUGCAGGUCACAAGUAGCCCUUCUGCUCUCUCAACCCUCUGCCCUGGACAGCUUGGACAAUUUAGCACCUUAGACCCAUGUCAUGGAGAGGGCAGUGGGCCCCAUUCCGCCUUACCAGAGCGUUUUCGGGCACACCCACCACCACAUCGUGUAACAUGGCUCCGCUGCCGAAGUGCUGGGCGAUGGAGAGGCCGCUCAGGCAGUAGCAGGUGUGGUAGAAGUCACGUGACCUAAAGGACAGGCAGCGGUGGCUGGUGACCCUCUGCUCCCCACCUGCCCCCGAAUGUGACCCCAUGAAUCCAGACCCUAUGCAGGGUCUGCAUGCUUCACUUGGUCCUGCAGCUGGCCAGGGGAGGUACGGCCUCUGCCAACAGUGUGUCCCAAAGGCCUGUCCUCCAGCCCUGUCCCACAGCAGGGCUUCAUUUCAUUCAUUCAUUCAUAUAUAUAUAUAUAUAUAUAUAUAUAUAUAUAUAUAUAUAUAUGGGGUUUUUUUUGUGUGUGUGUGGUGCCAGGGAUCAAAUUCAGAGCCUUGCACAUGCUAGGCAAGCACUCUACCACCAAGCGGUGCCCUGGCCAUGGGAACUGUAACUUUAGAGUUGGCCCUUCCCAGCUGUCUCUGGAAUCAGCUCUUAGAGCAGUGCUAAUGGUAAAUUAAUACAAUUCUCUAAACAAAUAUCAAAGCAAGCCACAGUCUUCCUGAUAAACUGGUAGGCCAGUGUUCCCCUGCUGCUUACAGCAAAAGGGUGUGUGUGUAUGUGUGUGUGUGUGUGUGUGUGUGUGUGUGUGUGUGUGUGUUAGUGUUACCAAGGACUAAACCCAGGGCUUGGUGUAUGCUGGGCAAAUGCUGUACCACUGAGCCACACCCCAGCUCACAUCUUGUUCUAAUUAAAUCACUUUGGCCUAACAAAAGCGGGAGGGGGGGGCAUAAAGACACCAGCCCAGCAAUUCCCAUUCACCUGUCUGAGACAGGGAAGAGGAAGUGAGCAGCCGAGGUGUAGGAGCACUGUGACUCCGAGGGAAUGCUCCAAGGCUCUCUUCUCAGCCAGUACCUGCACCCAGCAGCCAAGGCAGGGGAAGCCCUGGCCUCUCCAGGCCCAGCCCUCCCGCACCCUGCGGUCCCCAGCGCAGCACUCACUUGCCAGGCUUGUCCAGAAGGCCGCCGGCGGGGCACUGGCAGCACAUGAGCAGGUACUCCUGCAGGGCCUGCUGGUGGAACAUCCAGUGGCUCAUGCUGAGAGCAGUGUCACCUGUGGGGGCAAAGGGUCAGCCAGGAGUGGGGGUAUUUGUAUUCUACAGAGGGAAGAGGCUGGGCCUCUCUCUCUCCCACUCAUUCUUGGUGCACCUGCUGUCCACCUAGCAAGCCCCUUCUCCCAAACCUGGGCGUGUGCAGCAGUUCAAAGCAGAGGUUCCCCCCUCACCAUGCGCCUGCUAACCUGGGGCAGGCUGGGAGCCAGGUGUUUGGCUCGCUCCCCUCACACACUGUGCCUGCUCCUGAACGGGGCCAUUGGGCUUCCCUCUGGGUUCCUGAGGACAUUUCCUCUAGCAUCGCCCUGACCAAGCUCUGCAAAUUGUCAGCCAGACUGUGUGGGUAAGGAGACACUUAGCAGGGAUGGUAAAUUCUGCUCAUUCUCCUGCUUUUCAAAGCCAGAACUUUAUCUCCAAAGGAAAUUCUUUUUUUGUAGUAAUACUGGCCCCUGCCCCCAUAACAUACGGAGUUCUUGGUAGUGAAAAUUGUAAGCAAAAAUUGUAUCUUUUCAUUUAUUUUUAACUUGCAAGCCUUUGACUACUAAACAGGGUAAAAUUGUUUUCCAUAACAUCUGGUUACUAAUUGCAAAAACACAAUGUACAUUCUCUGUCCUGAAACCUAAUAGCCAAUUUUUGUUAAUCUAGCUUUUUAUUAUAUUUACCCUUUGCCUCUAACCUGCUAUACCUAUUUCUCUUCUUGCUUUUUUGUUUAUGUAAGCUGAAAUACAUACUAUAUAUACGGAGCAUGGGUUUUUUUGAAAAUAUAAAACUUAUUGUGAUGAUGGCUGUAUGAUUCUAUAAACACAUUAAAAACUACUGACUUAAUAAUUUUAAUGAGUAAGCUUCAGGAUAUGUGAAUUACAUCGUCACAAAGCUGUAUUUUAAAAAGCAUACUUAUUAAAUGUUGGGGUAACUGCAAUAAACAUUCUAUGUAAAAGACACUCUUUCAUACCAUAUAACAAAUAAAAGACUACUAUUGUGAAGUAAAUUAA
Cavia porcellus (domestic guinea pig) is the source of this 9735-nucleotide messenger RNA. RefSeq names its product MYC associated factor X (gene Max). The record is from RefSeq and is a predicted model, not a curated record. Lineage: Eukaryota; Metazoa; Chordata; Mammalia; Rodentia; Caviidae. Gene Ontology annotation, cellular component: RNA polymerase II transcription regulator complex. Gene Ontology annotation, biological process: positive regulation of transcription by RNA polymerase II. The transcript is spliced from 6 exons. Gene Ontology annotation, molecular function: DNA-binding transcription factor activity; protein dimerization activity. The coding region runs from base 4336 to 5331 and encodes 331 amino acids.